Molecule: messenger RNA, 2289 nt
Organism: Theobroma umbraticum
Lineage: Eukaryota; Viridiplantae; Streptophyta; Magnoliopsida; Malvales; Malvaceae
Product: peptidase, S9A/B/C family, catalytic domain protein (Protein of unknown function DUF829, transmembrane 53)
Source: RefSeq, a predicted model, not a curated record
UGGAUAUGUUUUCGUCACGUCAAUUCUCUAGCCACAACUUUGGCUUGGUCAUCUCUUUGGAUGGACUGUCUCUCAUCUUGAAAUAACGACAAACAAUAAUUGGAAAAACAGAAGGAAAAGGUGGGGUUGUUCUGCUACGCUCGGCCGCUUCACAUUGUUGUGAGCAGCAACUGACCAAGACUUGACUUUGAGCAUGGAACGUGCAUUUAGUCAUCCAAUUAGUAAUUGACACGAAAUGGACUUAGGGGUAUUUCGGUCCCUUCGUUUGCGCAAGCUGGCGGUUGCGGGAACUCAAUGAUGAUAUAAAUGAUCGCAUCGGAGUCCGUUGUUCUUUCUGUUCAUAUUUCCCCGAGUGGUCUGUCGCCCCAACUCUACACCUAUAAAAAGCUGGGAAAAAAAAAAUUCAAACUUGCAUUAUUAUUUUAUUUGAUUUUAUUUAUUUAAUUUUUUGUCCAUAGAUUGAAUCGAAUUCUCUGCAAUUCCUACCUUUCCUGAAGUGUAGGGAUUAGGAGAAAAGCUUAAUCGUUGCUUGGAAAUUCGAGUGUAAAGGUAAGGAAGCUAGAAUGUGGGGAUUUGGGGGGAGAUAUUAUUGGGGAAGAAAGGAAAGGGUGGAAAGAAGGGAAGGAGGGAUAGUGGUGGUGUUUGCUUGGAUGUCGAGUCAAGAGAAGCACUUGAAGAACUACUUACAGCUUUACGCUUCCUUGGGUUGGGAUUCUCUCGUUUGCCAUUCAGAGUUCCUAAACAUGUUCUGCCCUGAGAAGGCUGCAGCUCUAGCGUUAGAUCUUCUGAAGGAACUUGUUGAGGAGCUGAAGAUGAAGCCAUGCCCUGUGGUCUUUGCAUCUUUUUCUGGUGGUCCUAAGGCCUGCAUGUACAAGGUUCUUCAGAUGAUUGACGGAUUGUGUGAAGCACCAGGAAAUCCAGAUGACCUCCAGUUGGUGAAGGAAUGCUUUUCGGGCCAUAUUUACGAUUCUAGCCCUGUCGAUUUCACUAGUGAUUUGGGUGCCCGAUUUGUUGUUCACCCAACAGUUCUCAAAAUGUCUCAUCCACCAAGAAUAGCAUCAUGGAUAGCAAAUCAAAUCUCUUCUGGUCUUGAUGCUCUCUUCCUCAGCAGGUUUGAAUCCCAGCGUGCCGAGUAUUGGCAGACUUUAUAUGCCUCUGUGAGAAUGGGGGCCCCAUAUCUCAUUUUAUGCUCUGAAACUGAUGAUCUUGCUCCUUACCAAAUUAUCUGCAAUUUUGCUCAAAGAAUAGAACAACUCGGGGGUGACAUAAAACUUGUGAAGUGGAAUGGUUCUCCUCAUGUAGGUCAUUAUCGGCAUUAUCCAAUUGAAUACAAGGCUGCUGUGACUGAGCUUCUCAGGAAAGCGGCUGCCUCAUAUUCCCAAAGAAUUCAGCGACUUGAGGGUGAACGAAUGGGGUUAGCAGGGACACAUGAUGAAAUCUCUGAGCCAAUCUCCAAUAUCAGCAAAACAGUCUUAAGCCCAAACCAGAGCUUUCAGGGAACUCUGGUGCAAAGGGACCAUUUCCUCUUGCCUAGUUCAAUAGACUAUUAUGAGGGUAGGGAUUUCGGGUCUGUGCAAGAUGAACACAAGGAAGGCUUGAUCCGUUUGCCUCACCCACCAAGCAUUAAUGUCCAUGGGGUUCUUGGUCAAAUCCUUUUUGAUGUCUGUGUUCCCCAGAAUGUUGAAGGUUGGGAUAUAAAGUCAUCAGAUUCCUCGAGCAGACACCCUUAUACCUCUGCAUGGCGAAAUUCUCAUUUUAAUCCAAUCAAAUGCAUUCGUCGAUCCAGACUAUAACAUAUGUGGCUGACUACUCUUAGCAGAGGCUUGCGAGAGUUCAGUGGGGAAAUACCUUCAAACCGGUGCCCUUGGCAAAAUGAAACUCCUAAAGGAAUGAGAAAGGGCAAUAGAUGGGGAUGGAGAGGUGAUUUUCUGUUUUGUAGAAACAAUAAAGAUCACUGCCACAAUUUGAGCUCAUGACCUCUGUUCUAACAUAAAAUGUAUAGUGACUUUACCGGAAAUGCUCUAACUUGAUGUGUUGUUGGAAAUAAGACAACUGUGUUUGAUUAUGUAUCUGCUGACUUGCCAGGGUCAUGAAUCUAGAUUACCGGGAAUGAGGAGUUCGUUUGCAGGCUCAAUGAGAUGCACUUGUUACCCUCCAAUGGAUACUCAUGCUAGAGAAAAAUCCUGGCAAGGAAUAGGUGCUCUAACACUAACCCAAUGUUUGUGUAUCUCUACUUUCUUAUAUUACUAUUUUGGUUAGUUCAAAUGCACUGACUAUUUAGUAUUAUCA